Molecule: messenger RNA, 1003 nt
Organism: Atta colombica
Lineage: Eukaryota; Metazoa; Arthropoda; Insecta; Hymenoptera; Formicidae
Gene: Rab1
Product: ras-related protein Rab-1A
Exons: 4
Coding region: 230-850 (206 amino acids)
Molecular function (GO): GTP binding; GTPase activity
Source: RefSeq, a predicted model, not a curated record
CGCUGCCAUUCUGGCAUUACGUCAAUGGUGGAAGUCUCAUUGGUUUGGGAGGAGUUGCUGUGACCGCCAUUGUUACAACUCUUCGUCAUAUUACGGAAAAACGUAGUGAGAAUCCGAUUUAUCCGCAUUCCCUGUAGUGUGUGUCGAGGCCGAGGCGCCGUUUUCUAGGUGUUAACUUUCCAGUGAAGACCAUAGACGGAUCCAUCAGCCGACGCAUUCUCAGCGUAGCAUGUCCACGAUGAAUCCCGAGUACGAUUACCUAUUUAAAUUGCUUCUAAUCGGUGAUUCUGGUGUUGGAAAAUCAUGUCUCUUGUUGCGUUUUGCCGAUGACACAUAUACAGAAAGUUAUAUCAGUACCAUUGGCGUGGAUUUCAAGAUUCGAACCAUUGAUUUAGAUGGAAAAACAAUAAAACUACAAAUCUGGGAUACGGCGGGUCAAGAACGGUUUAGAACAAUUACAAGUUCUUAUUAUCGAGGUGCACAUGGUAUUAUUGUUGUUUAUGAUUGCACAGAUCAGGAGACUUUUAACAAUGUAAAACAAUGGUUGGAAGAAAUUGAUCGUUAUGCCUGUGAUAACGUCAAUAAGCUCUUAGUCGGCAAUAAAUGUGAUUUACAUACAAAGAAAGUUGUAGAUUAUACAACGGCCAAGGAAUAUGCCGAUCAACUCGGAAUACCAUUUUUGGAAACAUCGGCAAAGAAUGCAAUGAAUGUAGAGCAAGCUUUUAUGACGAUGGCUGCUGAAAUAAAACUUAGAGUGGGCCCACCCUCAAGCGGAGCGAGUGAUCCAGCCAACAAGGUGAAAAUAGAACACGGACGUCCAAUCGAAUCUUCUAAAUCCGGAUGCUGCUGAGAACUAUAAUCUUGUGUCUCGUUUAACCAAAGGAACAAUGACACAUCUUUUUUGCAGAACAUCUAAUGUGGUUGCGGUCCGGGUACUGCAAAAUUAAACUUAUUACUGCAAGUAUAAGAACAUGGAAGUUUUAGUUUACUCCAACAACAAAAA